This is a messenger RNA of Colletotrichum paranaense, 216 nucleotides long. RefSeq lists its product as uncharacterized. The coding region runs from base 1 to 216 and encodes 71 amino acids. The record is from RefSeq and is a predicted model, not a curated record. The transcript has a single exon. Lineage: Eukaryota; Fungi; Ascomycota; Sordariomycetes; Glomerellales; Glomerellaceae.
AUGGAACGCCGUCGGGUUGUAAGCUUAAUGCGGUUGGAUCGUUGGGUCAACCUCGUGUUCCUGCUGUGCCGUACCUCUCCCGACCGAAUCAGCUUCAUGAAUAUCACAGGCCACAUGAAAAGAUGUGCGGACCUCGGAAGUUUCCUUUACGUACCGAUUCGCGAUGAUGACUGUAGGGAGCCCCGGACAAGAACCAAUGUAAUCAAAUUUUCCUGA